Messenger RNA from Gastrolobium bilobum, 1760 nucleotides. RefSeq lists its product as uncharacterized. NCBI's taxonomy places the organism in Eukaryota, Viridiplantae, Streptophyta, Magnoliopsida, Fabales, Fabaceae. The transcript has 4 exons. Bases 83 to 1249 code for a protein of 388 amino acids. The record is from RefSeq and is a predicted model, not a curated record.
UCUGCUUUUUGGCGAAGAAAACAAACCCUUGUGUAUUGGAUCUGAAAAGUGAAGACCGUUUUGUGUAUCAUCGUAUUCUGCCAUGGAAGCUCAUCUUAGAAUCUUCAACCCUUCCAUUUUGGGGCGCCACCUACUACUCAAAACCACCACGCGCCCUUUCCCUUCCCACCAAUGCCUCGCUCCCAGGAUACCUAUCUCUUCCACUCUCACUCGCUCUUCGCAUUCACCCAUUUCUCCGAAUUCGGUUCCCAUCAGGUUCUUCUCCUCUCUCACCUCUUCCCAAAAUCUCAAAUUUUCGAUCCCCCACAAUAAUUUUAACCCUUUUUUUUCUCAUUCACAAGGUGGCGAGAUCGGUUGGAACCCGGUUUCGGAGAACGCAAAGGUGGGGUUUUGCGGAGGUAAAGGCCGCGUUGCGACGGUGGUUUUGUUGGGGUGGCUCGGAGCAAAGACGAAGCACCUCAAAAGGUACGUGGAGUGGUACAAUUCGCGGGGCGUUCAUGCUGUCACGUUCGUCGUUGAUAUGAAGGAACUACUUCGAUUUGACCUUGGGCGGAUAUUAGAGAGGCGAAUCUCUCUGUUCGCCGAUAACCUCAUUUCCUGGGUGUCUGGCGAGGAACAUGAUGGGAGAGAACGGUGUUUGGUUUUUCACACUUUCAGCAAUACGGGUUGGUUUAUCUAUGGUUCCAUUCUUGGCAGAAUGCUGGGUAGUCAGGAGCUAAUGGAGAAGAUUAAAGGAUGCAUUGUUGAUUCGGGAGGGGGAGAACCUUUUAAUCCACAGGUCUGGGCGGCUGGUUUUUCUGCUGCUAUAUUGAAGAAACGCAGCUCUUCAGCCCAAGCUGAAGUCGAGGUAGGAGACAAACUUAAAUCAGAGACUGAAGCUAUUCAACAAAACAAACCUUCGACAAUUGAAAUCGUGGUCUUGUCACUAUUAGAGAAGUUAUUCUCAUUUCUUUUGCAGGUGCCAGAUGUGAAUCAGAGGUUAACGAAGAUUGUCAGUGUCCUCUUGAAGCACCAGUCUUGCCCUCAGCUCUACCUGUAUAGUACAGCUGACAAAGUAGUCCCAUUUCAAUCAAUAGAAGUGUUCAUUGAAGAGCAGAGGAAGAUGGGAAGGAGGGUAAAGUCCUUUAACUUCGGCUCAUCUCCCCAUGUGGAUCAUUAUAGGACUUUCCCGGACGUAUAUUUAUCACUGGUUAAUGAAUUCUUGAAAGAGUGUUGUGCUAUAGGCAAACAGACCACUUGCACGUCCUAAGUUCUAGUCCCUUUGAAGUGUAAAAUUAUUGCAUGUCCGUAAUGGUAUUUGCUUGAGUUUUCCGAUUGGACAAGAACUUCACUAUCACAAGGAGAGAAAAAAAAAACGACAACAUAUAGAUCAGAUACGCAAGCAUGUAUUUGGGGGAUGCAAACAGUGCCAAUUGCACAAUUGGGUGCUUCUUUUGACGAUUAGUACAAGAUCAAGUGACUUAACAGAAAUUGAACAUGGCAAACUGAUGAGGCCCUAGGACCUGGUUUUGUUAGAUUGAUAAAGUAGUGUACAUAAAGCCGAAACUGCGUACCCGGGCUUCAAACAUAUUAAUUCAUAUUGGACAGAUAUGUUGUACUUCAUCUCUAGAUACAGCACUUCGGCAUACACCCAAAAAGGGGUUGAUAUCAGGGAACACUUCAUCAAGUUUUUUACCUAAAUGCCACGCGAACAGUGUUAUUUUUCAGUAUGCCACGUGGACAAGUUCGCUGGACACUAUAAGGAACCCAGUGAUGAUGUG